UUAAUGCAUAUACCCCAGACGCUGAAUAGACAUUAUAUGUUUUAUUUAACUCAGGAGCUGUGUCUGAGAGGAAGUCAGUCCACAAAGUUGUGCAGGAUGUCUCAAAGGAAGAUGCUGCAAUCCUCCUCGGGAGCCCUGCUUCUCCUCUUGCCUUUGUUUGCUGGACCGGUCCUGGGAGAGAUCAGCGAGGACUUCACCCAGUGUCUUGAUUUCUUCUACGAAAGAUCUCCACCACAAGGCAUUACUCCAGCAGGAUAUCAGCCAAUAUGCCAGCUCUACAGAAACCAGUACCACUUUGCCAGCCUGUAUCACCGUCAGCAUCGCACACCAUUGUACUCUGCGUAUGUGCUCAGUCCUGCAGACGGCAAACGGCCCAAUUCAACCUGGAUGUAUGAACCUCAGUUGGUGUUCUCCCGUGCCAGAUCAGAGAUGAAAGUCUUCGACAUUCCCGUCGACCAGAAUGUGAUCGAGAGCCAGGCGGUGCCUCAGGACUACAGGAACUCAAACUUCACUAAAGGCCAUCUCAAUCCCAGCAUGCACCAGAAAACAAAAGAAAACCGUGAGGCCACAUUCACACUGACAAACAUUGUCCCUCAGCGAGCGGGCUCAAACUCUGGCCCCUGGAACCGUCUGGAGAACGAGGUAUUGAAGAAAUUCAAGGCCUUCUGCAACGGGUCAAUGUAUGUGAUCACCGGAGGCAUGCCGUAUGAGUCAGAACCCCGCUGGAUCAAUAACAGGGUAUCUGUUCCUGAGUACAUGUGGUCCGCUUACUGCUGCCCGUCCUACAGUGCCAGCCUUCCUAAGUCUGUGAGGUCGUUUUUCCCCACAUACGCAGCAGUGGGCAGAAACGACAGAAACAGUGAUGAGCAGAUAGUACCAGUUGACAUCAAGUCAAAAGCAUCGUUCAGGGGCUAUGAUGUGAGGAGGAUGUCGUUAGAGGCUCUGGAGGACAUCCUGAGUCACAGGCUGGCUAUGCCUAUCAGUCUGUUUCAAGGACAGUGUCAGGAGCAAAGGGGAAAAGAUUAGGUUUUGUUGAAAUCAUCUGUUAUGGUUGUUCAUAACUGGCUUUACUUACAUCCUUGUUCUCUUCAUAAUUACUGAAUAAGAGUUUGGUUAGAAAAAAAGGACGUACUGAUGAUUAUUUCUUGAUGAUAAGGGUUAAUUAAGAAGAUAUCUUUGUAAGCAUUACCUUGUAAAAUGUUCAAAAACUAACCCUGUUUUAACAACAAGACUGAAACUGGUGAAGAGUUAUCUGUCAAUAAAAUAUUGAGUGAAAAACAUAA
This is a messenger RNA of Labrus mixtus (cuckoo wrasse), 1283 nucleotides long. RefSeq names its product endonuclease domain-containing 1 protein-like. NCBI's taxonomy places the organism in Eukaryota, Metazoa, Chordata, Actinopteri, Labriformes, Labridae. Bases 4 to 1026 code for a protein of 340 amino acids. The transcript has 2 exons. Gene Ontology annotation, molecular function: metal ion binding; hydrolase activity; nucleic acid binding. The record is from RefSeq and is a predicted model, not a curated record.